Molecule: messenger RNA, 3669 nt
Organism: Dujonia railenensis
Lineage: Eukaryota; Fungi; Ascomycota; Pichiomycetes; Serinales; Debaryomycetaceae
Source: the annotation of a GenBank genome assembly
AUGUCUACGUUCAGUGCGUCUUUAUUAAGGCUUAAGUUGUUGGAUGCGUUGAGAAGUGGUGAUACCCAUAAGGUUGAUUCCGUUUUGAACGAACUUCAGUCAACCCCACACACCACGCAAACGCAAGAUGUUUCUGUAUUGAAGGAGACAGUUUUGCACUACGCAGUUCAGGUUGCUCCGGCUUCAAUCUUAGCAUACUUGAUCACCAAUGCCUCUAAGUUCAACAUUGAUUUGAACAGUCAGGACGCUGAUGGUAAUACUCCAUUACACUUAGCCGCAGCUGCCUCGAGAGGUGAUGUGGUCAAGUACUUGUUGGCAUUGCCGAAUAUCAACGAUACCAUUGUUAACAAGCUGAAGCAACAACCGGUAGAAUUGUGCCGUGAUCCUAAUAUUGCUCAAUUGAUGCAAUUUGAGCGAGCUAAGUUCGUGGAGAAAUCCUCAAUACAAUUAAGACAAUUUUUCUCCAACAGAGACUUUGAUUCCUUGGAAGGAUUAUUGGUUCACAACCCUAGAGCCCUGGAAUUGUUAGACAUAAAUGGUGCAGAUCCCGACACUGGCAACACUGUCUUGCACGAAUUCAUCAAGAAAGACGACUAUGAAAUGUGUGAAUGGCUCUUAAAGCAUGGAGGUGAUCCCUUCAAGAGAGAUAAGAGGGGUAAAUUGCCUAUUGAUUUGAUUUCCAAUAAAAAAGAUGACCAAUUGAAAAAAUUAUUGAAGCUGGCAUCUAGAAAUAGUAACUUGAUGGAUCCUGUAAUAAACACAAAUAAUGCAAUUAAAGCAGGGAACAGCCCCACAUACAAGGGAUACUUGAGGAAAUGGACAAAUUUUGCUUCCGGCUAUAAAUUGAGAUACUUUUUGUUAGAUUCCAAUGGGAUUUUGAGUUAUUACACCAAUCAAGACGAUACAAACAACGCCUGCAGAGGUUCGUUGAACUUAAGCUUUGCCUAUUUACAUCUUGAUAGCAGUGAAAAAUUGAAAUUUGAGAUUAUUGGCAAGAAUGGUAUCAGAUGGCAUUUGAAAGCCAACCACCCAGUCGAAACCAAUAGAUGGGUUUGGACUUUACAAAACGCAAUUACGAUUUCUAAAGACAAUUUAAAGAGACUAAGACAUGAAGAGAAAUCGAAUGUAGCUGCGGGUGCCAAAUCUCUGACACCGGGACCUACUUCGAACCCUAAUGCCAGCAACCUUACUGUCAACACUUCAGGAAAUACAGGCAGUGCAGGGCCUCAGUCACCUUCUGCUGCUCUUUCUCCAAAUGAUGCUAGUUUUACUGGUAGACCAUCUACUGAUGAUCAAGCUUCCACCAGUUCUGGUAGAAGAUUAUUCCAUAUUCCAGGCAGAAGAUCAUCUAAACACAAAAGGAACAGUUCUCAAACAUCCGUUUCGUCUGUGGGAAGCGAAAAUGGUAAUUCCAAUUUUGAAAAGGCUAAUACUCCGACGCCACUUUCUCCUAAUUUAAAUAAAAUUAGGGAAGGCUUGCCCGAUGCAUCCAAAUCGGAUAUACAGAGUACUUUGACCAAUGAAUCGGAUGCAGAAAACUUUUAUUACGAGUCUGACGGAGACUUUGAAAGUGAAGAUGAAGACGAAGAUUCAUACGAACCUGGUUCUGAAAGCUCAAACUUAGCCUUUGAGAAUUUAAGUAACCAAGUGUCCACUUUGAAGGGAAGCUUAGACGUUGGUAUUACCUCCUUAUUAGAAUUAUUUCAAAAGAUCGAGAAGUCACCUAGUAGUAAUGAUUCUAACGAUGAAAUAUACAAGGUAGCUUCAUUGACGUUGAAAACCAUCCAUGAAUCCUUCAAGAGCUAUAAUACACUCAUUGAAUCUAGAGAUGCAAAGUUAAUGAGAAAAUUAGAUAGACAAUUGGAAAUCAACAAAUUAUGGGAAAAUUCUAUCCAUCAAUUAGAAGACGAAAUCUCUAAAAGAGAAGAUAAGUUGGCUGAAUAUCAGGGCCAAAAGAAACAAUUGAAGAAGUAUAUCACAGAGGGAAACAUUUCAGUCGGCCCUGUUAAUGUUGGUACUACUGGUAUUGGAAAAGGCGGAGUUAUAGGACUUGGCCAUGGUGAAACAUCCAAAAAUCUUGAAAGCAAUGAAAAGGAAGUAUUGGAUGAGAUUUUGGAAGAUUCUGAUGAUGACGAAUUUUUUGAUGCCGAUGAAGAAAAGGAUUUACUCCUGACUGAACAAAAUAAUGACGUUCAAAUCAUGCAGACCGUUGAAGAAGGGAAAGAAAAGGAAAAGAAAGAUUCAGGAGACCCACCACCAUAUACUCCAGCAACAAUAGCUACUGAUAAGGAGACUGAUACUGACUCAGAUGUGGAUCCAAAGAAGGACAUGGAUUUCUCCGAGAAGACCCAUACUAAGUCACAGGAAGAUAAACUCACUAGGAUCAUGGAUGAAGGAUCAUUCCUUGGUUAUGAAAAACCUUUCAGAACUAAGUUGGCUAUGGAUGAAGAUAAUCGUCCGAAGGUUGGAUUGUGGGGUAUCCUUAAGUCAAUGAUUGGAAAAGAUAUGACAAAAAUGACUUUACCAGUCUCUUUCAACGAAUGUACAUCUUUAUUACAAAGACUUGCUGAGGAUAUUGAAUACUCUUCUCUUUUAGAUACAGCUGCCCAGAGUGAUGAUUCGACAUUGAGAAUGGUAUACGUUGCUGCAUUCGGUGCUUCAGAGUACGCAUCAACUAUUAAUAGAAUUGCCAAACCUUUCAACCCAUUAUUAGGUGAAACAUUCGAAUACUGUAGACCAGAUCAAAAAUACAGAUUAAUAGUUGAACAGGUCAGUCAUCAUCCACCUAUCAGUGCUUGUAGUGCUGAAUCAGUAAGUUGGGACUACUAUGGUGAAAAUGCAGUUGAUUCUCAAUUCAGAGGUAGAUCAUUUGAUUUCAAGCAUUUGGGUAAAAUGUUCUGUGUCGUCAGACCAAACAAUGGAGUGAUUGAUAAACAUGGCAACAAAGUUGAAGAAGAAUUGUAUAGCUGGAAGAAAGUUAACACUUCUGUUGUGGGUAUCAUUGUUGGUAAUCCAACUGUCGAUAACUUUGGUAAGAUGGAAGUCACUAAUCAUACCACUGGCGAUAAGCUUAUUCUUGAUUUGAAGCAAAGAGGAUGGAGGGCUUCUUCAGCUUACCAAUUAUCCGGACAUGUAACCGAUGCCAAAGGAAAAACGCAUUGGGCUAUUGGAGGACAUUGGAAUUCUAAAAUUUUCGCGAAGAAGGUUACCGAGACUCCAAGCAGUGACAGAAGAGACUCCUUAAUUGAGACAAGUGAUUCCGCAGCCUCGAAAUUGAGCUCUGAUCCUUAUAGUGGAAACAAAUUCCUUGUCUGGCAAGCUGCUCCAAGGCCCAAGGUUCCAUUCAAUUUGACCCAAUUUGCAAUCACAUUGAAUGAUGAUAACGACAACUUGAAGCCAUGGUUAGCACCAAGUGACACUAGACUAAGACCUGAUCAGAGGGCUAUGGAGAAUGGUGAUUAUGACUUGGCCUCUUCAGAAAAGCAUAGAGUAGAGGAAAAGCAAAGAGCUGCAAAGAAGCAAAGAGAAGCUAAAGGUGUGGCUUAUAAACCAAAUUGGUUUGUGAAGAGAAAGCAUCCAGUUACUGGUGACGCAUACUGGGAGUUCAGCGGUGAAUAUUGGAAGCAGAGAAAGGAAAAGAACCUAGAGAAGAGUGCUGAUAUCUUUUAG